AGCCAAUCAGCUAUAAGGACAGGUAUAAAACCUCUGAUGGGUCUUUUAACAAAGAGAUAGAGGACUCGUGUGAUGACUUCCACCCACCAUGGAGCUCUCCCUGUGUUCUCUGUCAGUUCUGAUGCUAGUGGCUGUUGUGUUCAUGGUACCAAUGAAAGACAGAAGUGAGGAUGUGUUAAGCUUUUUGAAUGGUGCCCUUGAUGUUGCUCCCGCUACUCAAAGCACCUCAGGAAAAAUCAAAGGUCCUGAGAACACCUUUGGUAAACCAGCUCCAACCCCAGCAAGACCAAGUCCUUUAAGACCAACAGAGAACUCUGCAGAAAUCUCAAAUGUUACACAGACUGAAAACUCUGCUUGUUUAACAGAUGUUGUAGACUCAGAUGCCAGAUCCAAAGAGAAAUGCAACUCCGAUGAUCUUACAGAUGCAGAACGAUCUGAAAGUAACUCCGCAGAAAGCAGAGAGGAUUAUGAUGACUCUCUGGGAUCUAAUACAAAGAUUACACAAACUGUGACAGACGACAGUAGCAGCGACGAGACUGACAGUUCUCCUCCAAGUGAUGUGAGAAAAUACAAACAACCUCCAGGAAGGAGAACCAUAAACCCAGACCAUGUCGACAGCAUGCAGACAACCACCAGGCAGGAUCCAACCAAUGGGAGCGAGGAGCUGGAUAGAGAGACUCAGAGGGACCCCACAGUGGGGAGAGAGAGAACCAGCAGAGUGCUCAUUGAUCUCAACAGUGAAGAGGAUGUGAUGGUGGGCUGUCAGGGUACUGUCUGUGUGCCCGGAGAGCAGGGGACUACAGUCAAUGGAGAAACCAGAGAUGACAUCAGCACUGAGACGAACCCAGUCGUGAUUGGUUAGCCUCCAGGAGCCCCAGCCAGGAGCCCCAGCCAGGAGCUCCAGCCAGGAGCCUGUCAGUGCCAGAGGCUUCCUCCAGGUAGAGUUGGCUCAGCUCUACCCUGCAGGGCCUGUAAAUCUCCCUGCCUCUCACUCGUGUGUCGUCUCCCUCAAGCUCCACCGACUCUACCAGACCGCAGAGUCCCUCUCACACUUAUAUUCAUGACAGAGACGUCAGUACAUCUGUGGAUAUUUACCACCAAUUUUUCACUUGAUCUUGAAAUGGUAUAAAUGGUAUUCUGACAGCAGCUGUGCCCCCUGGUCUUAUUGCCGGUAGUCAAUUUGAAUUGUAGAUGAAUGGAAAUAAGAUGUUUGGCUCCAAUCUGAUCUGAUCAAUCUGAUGAAAUAAAGGUUUCUCAUAAAG
Molecule: messenger RNA, 1262 nt
Organism: Oncorhynchus kisutch (coho salmon)
Lineage: Eukaryota; Metazoa; Chordata; Actinopteri; Salmoniformes; Salmonidae
Exons: 13
Coding region: 89-862 (257 amino acids)
Source: RefSeq, a predicted model, not a curated record